GUAAGUUUUUGUUCCUUUAACGCAAUAUAUCAAGUAGAACUCCGGCGUGGCCGCUCUCAGGUUUCUCGCUGGUCCGUUCGUGGACCUUUCCCGAAUCAGCAGCAGCGAGCGGAGGGAAUAUCCAGGGAGAGGAGUCCGUCACGUGAUCGCGCGUGUACGCGUGCGCACGGCAAUGUCCCGCCGGAAAAAUUUCUCCCCCCGCCCAGCUCCAUCUCCAUCUCCAUCUCCAUCUCCCUGUCCCUGUCAUCGGAUGGCUUCGUGAUGACGCCGACAACAGCGGCACGUGGUGUCAUGGCGAGUCACUGUUGUCGCGAACGCCGCUAGCCGAGUGCCCCGCGUCGCCCGAUCGCGCGAUUCCCGAGCGGAAAAGUUGACUUAAAAGCGCCACGAUGAAGGAGGAUUCCCUGCUGAGCUUCAGGUGGCAGAGCUUCCCGUCCCACAUGAUAGGCUCGCUCGACACCUGUUACGAGAAACAGCAGUUCGUCGAUCUCUCCCUGGUGUGCAAGGACGGGACGAUUCUCAAGUGUCACAAGAUGGUACUGGCCAACUCCAGCUCCUUUUUCAGCCGUCUGCUGCUGGCGAACGAGCACCCGCACCCGAUGAUCAUCCUGCACGACGUCGAGGCCGACGAUCUCAAGACGCUCGUCAACUUCAUGUACUGCGGUGAGAUACAGGUGGUCCAGAGCGAGGUUAGGAGGCUGCUCAAGCUCGCCGAGAUCCUCGAGGUCACCGGGCUGCGGCACAUCCCGUCCUGGCCGUUGACCGACGGUCCCAACAACAAGGAGCACUAUGACGCGACCAAGAAGACGGCGACGGUGUCGCAGUUACGGCUGGAGGAGACCCGCAAUUCGUCCGGUAGGAACGUCACCGUGGAGCACGAGGCGAGCGCCAAGACGCAGAGCAAAACGACCAUGCAGACGAGAUCCGCGUCCAAGAUGAGCCCAUACAAGACGACGGUGGCCAAGGUAACGCCCGCCCAGGAAACGCCCAAGAACGAGGAGAUCAACAUGAGCGAGCUGUGUCAGCGGCUGGAGACCAGCAAUUCCGGUAUCAGUAUUAUAGACAUUAACGAGCCGAGUACGAGCAGGGGAGUGCGGAGGAUGUCGCCAUUGCAGCGAAAGAAGAGGGAAUUCCCGCCGCAUCCCGAGAUCAGUUGGCCGACCGUACUGUCCAAGAUAGCGACCAAGCCUCUGUCCUCCAAGAAGGUGCGCUGCAUCAUGGACGAGGUGGAGAUCACAGCGGGCAGACCGUCCACCUCUGUGCUGGAGAAUAGGCUAAACGAGCCGCUGGACAGAAGAAAAGUUAAGAGGACCUCCAACGAGGAUAACAGUUUGAACGCGGUUUACAUAAAGGACGAGAUCGAGGUGGCCUCGGACGUGGAGGAGGACGUCGACAUGGACCCGUUGGAGGUCGACGAGGUCGACAUCGAGAACUCGGAGAGCAGUAAAGCCACGCAGCCGUUCUUUUCUCGGAUAUUCCCGAAUGUCCAUCCGAUGUAUAAGGACACUCGCCCCCGCGCGGAAUUCUCGCCUAGAAAAGAUUCAAAUGAAUCGAGCCCCUGGACCGGUGCAGACUUGAAACUUUAUCCAGCCAAUGAAAUUAAGAUGAUCUUGAGUACAAUAUCACCUGUAGUAUCAGUUACAUAUAAGUAUACAAUUUUGCAAUUGUUCCUACGAUUUUACAUAAGAAAUGUAACGGAAGAGGAGUUUCAAAAUUUCAUGCAUCGCGUUACUGAAGUAGAGAAAAUCGUGAAGAAAUUAGCGUCUUCCGAUCGAGAGGAACAAGAAUGCGGGAAGAUGUUAGCCGAUGAAAUCUUGGCGAAAGGGGUUCAAAGAGAAAUCCGCGAGGACGGAGAGGUAAAAAUUAAGACCGAUCGGUCAGUAAUUAAUAAAUACCCGUCAAAGGAAGACGAUCCUUCCAGCGACCCGAACAAAAUGUCGCAAGAGAUGUUCAUGAGGGGCAUAGAAGAGGACGCCAAGAAACGAGCCGCGGAUCGCAAGAUUAGAAAUGAACGAGCAGAAACGUUUAAGAGAAUUGCAAACGGUGCAUUUAAAGAGGGUGAUUACGAGAAGGCCGUGACUUAUUACAGUAAAGCUAUAGAACAACGUAAGGAUUCCUCCGUGCUGUGGAAUAAUCGUGCGCUGUCGUACAUGCAUCUCGGAUUAUUCGAGAAAGCCCUGCACGACUGCGAAUGGGCGUUAAAACAGAAUGACUCAAAUUUAAAAGCACUGUUGAAUAGCGCCAAGUGUUACAUGCACCUUAGAAACGGGGAGAAGAGCGCAGAAUACAUACAGAUGGCUAAAGAGAGGAAUCCGCACUUUAACAAAUUUAUCGACGAAUUUCAGGAAAAUAUAAAACUUCAGUUUAACAAGUCCAACGUUCAGGUAAUCAAUGACGACGAAAUACAGUAGCGCCUUCUUCCAGAUAAUA
Messenger RNA from Vollenhovia emeryi, 2430 nucleotides. RefSeq lists its product as uncharacterized. Bases 390 to 2411 code for a protein of 673 amino acids. The transcript has 7 exons. NCBI's taxonomy places the organism in Eukaryota, Metazoa, Arthropoda, Insecta, Hymenoptera, Formicidae. Gene Ontology annotation, molecular function: protein binding. The record is from RefSeq and is a predicted model, not a curated record.